Trypanosoma rangeli is the source of this 1893-nucleotide messenger RNA. RefSeq lists its product as uncharacterized. The record is from RefSeq and is a predicted model, not a curated record. The transcript has a single exon. Bases 1 to 1893 code for a protein of 630 amino acids. Lineage: Eukaryota; Euglenozoa; Kinetoplastea; Trypanosomatida; Trypanosomatidae.
AUGGCCUCCGUGGAGGCGCUGCUGCGUUUGCCCACAGAUGAGGUUCAAUCAUGUCCUCCUAUUAUUGCUGACGAGGAUGUUUCGCUUGUCCUUCAUGAGAUGAAGACAAUCCUGCGCAAGUUCCUCUACGCCGCAAGGUACGCGUUGGUGCCCCCGUUUUCCGUCUUUCUUCACCUCUUGUUGCAACCGGCUAUUUCAGAGUGUCAGGAGCUCCCGCAGGCACUUUUGGCGCCUGUUGAAGAAGGCCGUUGCAUCGACCUCUUGGCAGACAUCUGCGGCACACUGUUGAGGCUGGAACAGCACACAUUCCGUGGCAAGGUCAAUAUGGAUGCAUUUUUUGAGCUCAUUCAACAACUCUGUGCCUCUGCGACGCUGAAGGAUCCUCUCGGUGUGGUGCUGAUGCCGUGUUUUUUGACCUUUCUCCACGUUGCUGUGGAAAGUGAAGACGACUACCGUCAAUGCCGUGCCUGCGCGAGUGUGCUCAUCACGCUCAUCCGCGGGUCGAAGGCAAACAAGAAUCGGAUGAGUGUAGAAUGUGGUCACAUUGGCGAGGCCUUGACAAAGUCGAACGAUAUCUUUUUUCAAAUGCAAUGCGUUGAGAUGUUGUUUAGGCUCUACACACACAACCGUACAGUUUUGUCAACUUCAACGCUACCUGAGUUUUUCAAGAAGGGUGUGGCGGAGCUUCCCAAUGACGCCAAUCUCUUAACAAGUAUUCAAACCUUGCUUGACGUCUAUAACAUGGAAUGCUCUAGCUUUGAACGACUGCAGUUUACGGCCCUUCUUAUUGAGGCGGGCGGUGUGGAGGUGUGUGGCUACACAAGCAUAUACUUUUCCCCAUUGAUUCUCGUCAUUAUGAUUCCAGGGUGCUCUGGGGAUAACAUUACUAUUCCGUACGAACACAUUCGUUCAGUAAAGCUUUCAAAGGAGCGGAAGCUUGGCCUUCGCCUGCACGUUAUCCCUGUAAGACUCUCCCAUGUCAUGAGUCAUGGGAAUGACAAAGAACCGCUGAUGAUUUCCUUGACGCAGUCAACUUUUAGUGCUAUACGAUCAUCUGGGAUUCACGAGUGGAUUGCUGAGAGGAAACGUCGGGUGCCGUUCAGUCGUAUUCGACAGCAGCUAGAUGAAGCAGUGUUGCCAACUCUGGCAGCACCAGCUGCCGUAGUUGAGGGUUCUCAUUCCAGAACAGUCUCAGUACAGGGCACCGAGCUAGUUUCGGAGGAGAAUGACCAUUUUAUUUCUCUUCCUGUCAUGCGCGAGGCCGCGGAGAAACUUUUGCCCAAUCAAGAUGAUGUGAAUAUACGGCAGCAACGGAUCUGCUCCCGACUCUCCUCGUCAAAUGGAAGACAAACACCUGUUAAAGUGAAGAAUAAGAACGAGGAGGCAAAUGAGGUGGAGGGGCAGGCGCUUCGUCAGUUGCACGAGGCCGCUUCAUUUAAGGUGGCGCGAAUGCGACAAGAUUGCCAGGUUGAACUUCAGCGCGCUGUGGAUUUCAUGCAGGAGGAGGUGGAUAAAAUGCGUCGGCUGAAUGCACGCGAGCGUGACGAGUUUGAGGCCUUUGUGCGAGAAGAUUUAAUAGCUGUGCGGCAGUCUGAGGCCCAGGUAAAGGCGCGUGCCGCGGAAUGCGUGCAGUCGCUUAACCAAGAGUUAACGGAGAUUCAGGCGCUAAGCGAGUUGCUGAAGGGUGAAGUGGACAGGCUGCGAGAAAACCUCUCGGGAGCUCUCAAACGCUCCGAGUCUGUGGAGGAAGAGUCACUGGUUCGACUUAAAUCGAUGGUGGAUGAAGACAUGAAAUCCAUGGGGGAGACUUUGUUGCACUUGGUGGCAUCGACAAACCCACUCUCCUUCCUGGCAAACUACCUCACGCGAAAGUUAGACAGCAGCGAAGCAUAG